This is a messenger RNA of Didymodactylos carnosus, 1503 nucleotides long. NCBI's taxonomy places the organism in Eukaryota, Metazoa, Rotifera, Eurotatoria, Philodinida, Philodinidae. The record is from the annotation of a GenBank genome assembly.
AUGUUGAAUAAAGAUGACGAUAUAACAAUAAUAUGGUUUGAUGAUAAAAUUGAUCAAGAAAUAAAUGAUACAUUAGAACAAUUACAUGAUCACAUUAUAAUUUGUUUUACAAUCUCUGAAUUAAUUAAUUUUAUAGAUAAUAUUCAAAAUGAAAAAAUUAUUUUAAUUAUAUCGGGUAAAUAUUCUCGUCAAACAUUAACUUUAGUACAUAAUAAUGAUAAAAUUGAUUCAAUUUAUAUAUUUUGUUUAAAUGAUCAAUUUUAUAAAGAUUUAAUUGAUAAUAAACAAUAUUCAAAAUUAAUUGGUAUUUAUACACAAUAUGAUCAAUUAUUUACUAUUUUAGAAAAACAAAUCCAUUUAUUAUUAAAACAUUUAUCAAUAUUUAAUUUAUUUGAUCAAAUUGAUAAACCAAUACGUGAUUUAGAACAAGAAUCUAUUAAUUAUUUAUGGUAUCAAUUGCUUCGUGAUACAUUGAUGACAAUGGAAACACAAACAGAACAAUCCAAACAAGAAAUGAUUGAUUAUUGUCGAUUAUAUUUUCAUUCAAAUUCUACUUAUUUAAAACAGAUUGAUGAAUUUCAACAAACAUAUCGAUCAUCUGACGCUAUACGAUGGUAUACUAAAGAUUGUUUUUUAUUUCGAUUUGUUAAUAAAGCAUUAAGAACAGAAAAUAUUGAAUCAUUAUUUCAAUUAAGAUAUUUUAUUAAAGAUCUUUGUAAAAAUUUAAAAUUAUUAUUUGAUGAAAAUUUUCAACUUUAUCAAGAAUCAUUGGAUACAAUUACAUUUUAUCGUGGUUUAACAUUAUCAGAUAAAGAUAUUAAUCAAUUAAAACAAUCAAUUAAAAAAUAUAUAUCAACAAAUGGAUUUUUAUCAACAAGUUUUUAUCGUAAUAUAGCAGAAACAUUUAGUAAAAAUGUCAUAUUUGAAAUUCAAAUUGAUACAAAAUUAAAUAAUAUUAUUUAUGCUGAUAUAUCAAAAAUGAGUUAUAAUAUAGAUGAAGAAGAAGUUUUAUUUGAUAUUGGUGCUAUAUUUCAAAUUAUUGAUGUAAAAAUGAAUAAUGAUAAAUGUAUUGUAUCAAUGAUUGGUAUAAAUAAUAAUAUUGAAUAUUUAAAAAAUGAUUAUUUUCAACUAGAACAAAAAUAUUUACAAGAAAAUAUGAUAGAUAAUAUUUUGUCGAAUAUAAAUGCAAAUUCAUUUUUUGGUGAAUUUUUAUUGACAAUGGGUUAUACAAAUAAAGCAAUUGAUUAUUUUGAAAAUUUAUUAAAACAACUUUCGAAUAGUAUAUUCAAUGAAUAUGAAAUAUAUAUUAUUACGGGAAAUCUUGCUGAUGCUUAUAUUUCUAAUAAACAAUAUAAUUUAGCAUUAAAAUAUGCAUUAGAUUCAUAUAAUAUAUGUAAAAAUUUUAAAUUUAAUUAUUCAGUGUCAAUAUCUGCCAGUCUAUUAAGACGAUUUUAUCUUAACAUCAUCAUCAUUGCCUAUAGUAUUUGCAUUGUUAAUCAUUAA